AUGUAUACAUUAAUUAAAGGAUUAUAUAUUAAAUGGAACCAAAAACCCACAUAUUCAGUACUUAUUAUUGGGAUGGAACAUGUAGGAAAGACGACAUUUCUUGAAAAAGUUAAAUCUAUAUACAAUCACGUUUCUGCACUACCACCAGAAAGUAUUGUUUCUACAGUUGGCCAGAAUAUUGGAAGAAUUACCAUUGACAAAACUAAAAUUCAGUUUUGGGAUUUAGGAGGACGAUUAUCUUUAAGAAGUCUUUGGUAUCCUUAUUUUUCAGAGUGCCACUCUGUAAUCCUAAUGUUGGAUUCAACAGAGAAGGAAAAAAUUCAGGAAGCUAAAGAUAUUUUUGAAACACUAAUUAAUCAUGAAAAUAUUAAAGGAAUUCCCAUACUUAUAUUAGUUAAUAAACAAGAUAUUUCUGGAUCUCUUAAUAUUGAGGAAAUAAAAGCAGCUUUCAAUAGUAUUAUUGAAAGAUUAGAUUCACAUAAAAAUCACAUGAUACCGACAAGUGCUAUUAAUGGGACAGGAGUACAAGAAGCAGUAGAAUGGUUGAAAAAUCAAAUGGAACAAAAUAUAUACCUACGCAAACCAAUAUAUUAG
Pneumocystis jirovecii RU7 is the source of this 594-nucleotide messenger RNA. RefSeq lists its product as uncharacterized. Lineage: Eukaryota; Fungi; Ascomycota; Pneumocystomycetes; Pneumocystales; Pneumocystaceae. The record is from RefSeq and is a predicted model, not a curated record. Gene Ontology annotation, cellular component: Golgi apparatus. Gene Ontology annotation, molecular function: GTP binding; GTPase activity. Gene Ontology annotation, biological process: protein localization to organelle; Golgi to plasma membrane protein transport; intracellular protein transport. The transcript has 5 exons. The coding region runs from base 1 to 594 and encodes 197 amino acids.